AUGCCCAACGUCCCGAAGAACAAAGUUAUCAUAGGCAAAAUGCUCAGCUACCUGCACGGCAUCCUCUCGGACUCGCCGAACCGUACUUGCGUGUUCAUCGGUAAAGACCUGAAUGGCGGCCUCCAUCGUACCAACACUCUUGAAGACGACGACGACGCCACCAUUGGUAUGCACGCGCACGGGCAGCAGCACUACGCUGGUGAAGCUUUUUUUUCUCACACAUGUAUGAAGGACUACGCCCUAUGUGCGACGAACACGCACCACCCGCGCGGCCCUACUCUCACGAACUUCGCGGACACCAGCUACAUCGACUACCUCCCUCCGAUAGACGUGGACUGCACCGUCGCGUGCGACAAGCCCCAGACGACGCCGCAGUGGGACUACACCCGCAUAUUCCUAGCCUGGAAUGACGGAAGGGUCCUCGACUGGGCGAAGCAGCUCCGCGAUGACAUAGAGAUGGACAUGUGGCGGACUGGGCAGAAAGCACGCUCGCCCUCCGACGUUGCAGCGCAGCUUGCAGACAAAUCCGACGUCGACUGCGCGACCUGCGAGAUGAGCAGCAUUUUCACGAACUCCAACAGGCUGACGAAGCAAGACUGGAAGCAGAGGUCUGGCGAGCUUGCCGACGCCUUGCUGGCAACGGUAAGGACAUUGGCAAGCGAUGCUACUUCGAUCUACCUGACGCUCGACCCUCCGUUCAGACCUGGACCGAAGAUAUGGCAUUGCCUGGCGCUGAAGUUCACGGGGACCAACGUCGACCUCAGCGUUCGCAAGUACGCAGACGACCUUACCAAGACUCACAUGUGUCACGAUACGCAGAUGGCGGCCUACAGAGCACAGCACUCCGACCAGAUCUUGCAUGACAAGCUGAGCGCGAUUGGCGACGACUGCGAGCUCACCUUCGCCACGACUGGCGAGUUGCAAGCCCGCGUGAACUCACUGCCCAGCGCUGGAGAGCACGCAGGCGCUGCCGCGGCAGCAGCGGCGCAGCCUGCUCGCAAGCACCGCCGCCGCCAGCAAAGAGAGCGCGGCGACCAACAGAGUGGGUCGAAGUCCAAGCUUGUGGACGUGGGCCCACUCGAACUGGAGGAGAUGGACAUGAAAGACAUUCAGGUCAUGUUUCCCGCAGUCAUGAAACUACUGGUCAACGCGGCGAUGGGGCAGCGACAGACCGACGCCAUCUUGAUCAAGACUUACCUCGUCUCCCCCAGCACCAGAAGCGCCGCGGCGAUCCGAGCCCGAGUUCGGGCGUGGGUGGAAAAAGCAGAAGAUAUUCGCAGCUCGACGGCGGCGCCACAGAUCGACGUUGAGAUGGCGAAGACAGGCGCGAUCCGCACCGCGGCCUUCGCAGGCUUGCUCGAAGGUCUUCACCAGGAAGGCGCGUCCGUCGGCUGCCUCAACCGACAGAACCUGACGACGCUCGGCAACAAGCUGAAAGUUAUGGACAUCAAGCAAAACGUCGAGCUCGCCCCACUCGCGAACGCCAGCGACACUCACGACGCAGCGCAGUGCAAACUACAAAUCAACCUCAACCCCAGGAGCGACGUCGACCCCAGCGCGAUUCACGACUCACUCAUCCAGACGGGAGCGAGGCGCAAGCCAGGACAGGGACCGAUGGUGCACAUGGAGAGGCUGCGCGCCCACCGCCUGCGGGAGAUCCUCGUGGCCUUCGUGGCCGGCUCCCUGAGCGUGGUGGCGAUGCUGUCCGCCGUGCAGCGAGCGGGGUCCAGGUGGCGGUGCCUGCAAAGGCGCGCGGAGGCCGUGCGGGUGUCGCUGUACAACACCGUCCCCGAGCCGGUGAUCACAGCGGUACAAUGCGUGUCGAACGCGACCAGGAGCUUCUCCAGGACGUCGGAGUUCGGGCACGCCAGGUAUCUCGCCCUCUCCACCGAGGACCAGGACGAGGGCUGGUUCCAGGGGCCCGCGGAGUGA
Prorocentrum cordatum is the source of this 1932-nucleotide messenger RNA. Lineage: Eukaryota; Dinophyceae; Prorocentrales; Prorocentraceae. The record is from the annotation of a GenBank genome assembly.